CCAGAGCAGGGGUUGCCUCCCCUCACCCCGGCCCAGGAUGCCCAGGCCCCACGACACCUCCCACUUCCCACUGUGGCCUGGGUGGGCUCUGGGGUUGCCCUUGACCUGGCCUAGGGCCCUCCCCCAGCUGGUGGUGGAGCUGGCACUCUCUGGGAGGGAGGGGGCCGGGAGGGAAUGAGUGGGAAUGGCAAGAAGCCAGGGUUUGGUGGGAUCAGGUUGAGGCAGGUUUGGUUUCCUUAAAAUGCCAAGUUGGGGGCCAGUGGGGCCCGCAUAUAAAUCCUCACCCUGGGAGCCUGGCUGCCUUGCUCUCCUUCCUGGGUCUGUCUCUGCCACCUGGUCUGCCACAGAUCCACGAUGUGCAGUUCCCUGGAGCAGGCGCUGGCUGUGCUGGUUACUACCUUCCACAAGUACUCCUGCCAAGAGGGCGACAAGUUCAAGCUGAGUAAGGGGGAGAUGAAGGAACUUCUGCACAAGGAGCUGCCCAGCUUUGUGGGGGAGAAAGUGGAUGAGGAGGGGCUGAAGAAGCUGAUGGGCAACCUGGAUGAGAACAGUGACCAGCAGGUGGACUUCCAGGAGUAUGCUGUUUUCCUGGCCCUCAUCACGGUCAUGUGCAAUGACUUCUUCCAGGGCUGCCCAGACCGACCCUGAAGCAGAACUCUUGACUCCCUGCCAUGGAUCUCUUGGGCCCAGGACUCUCGAUGCCUUUGAGUUUUGUAUUCAAUAAACUUUUUUUGUCUGUUGAUAAUA
Pongo pygmaeus (Bornean orangutan) is the source of this 747-nucleotide messenger RNA. It is a transcript of the gene S100A2, whose product is annotated as S100 calcium binding protein A2. The record is from RefSeq and is a predicted model, not a curated record. Lineage: Eukaryota; Metazoa; Chordata; Mammalia; Primates; Hominidae. Bases 355 to 648 code for a protein of 97 amino acids. Gene Ontology annotation, molecular function: calcium-dependent protein binding; transition metal ion binding; calcium ion binding. Gene Ontology annotation, biological process: endothelial cell migration. The transcript has 3 exons.